AUUUCCUCCCAGCCGCCUGCGUACUCUCCAGGGGGCGGGACCUCGCCGGGAGGUGGGCUAAAGAGGAACUUCAGUCCAACCAGGAAGGUACCCAGGAGUUUUGGUGCGGAAAGGGCGGGGUCAUCUGUAGAAGCUGCCAAUGAAGAGCUGAGAUAGAAGAGGCUCAGCUGAGCCAAUGAGACAAGGACACACGAUGGGCGGGUGAUCUAGAAAGCGAGAUCAAUGAAGUCGAGGGCGGGUCUAGUAACGGGAAUGAGCCAAUGAGGCUCUGUAGAGACAGCUAGAGGCUGAGUCGGCCGUGUAUUGGGUCUGCCCAUCCCGACGGAAUCUGGGAAUCCCGAGGCUGCGGUCUUAGGUUACCACUGUCCGGGAGCGGACGAGAAAAACCACAGCUCUGGCCAGCCCCUCACUCGCCCCGCCCCUACCCCGGAGGCCCGGAAGCGGAAGUUACGGAUACGGAAGUGCCCUGCUGUUGCCGAGGGGACGGGCCAGGCAGAUGCCAACAUGGCAGCGGUUGGGUCUGGCGGUUCUACCGCGGCUGCUGCGCCAGGGGCGGUCUCCGCGGGGGCGUUGGAGCCUGGAACCGCGAGUGUGGGUAACGUGAAGCACCUCGCGCUCUUCCUCCAUGAGGCUGUCCUGGUGCGGUAUGUGGACACGCUCAAGCUUGCGGUGCCCUCUCUCAUCUACACCUUGCAGAAUAACCUCCAGUAUGUUGCCAUCUCCAACCUGCCAGCUGCCACUUUCCAGGUGACGUACCAGCUGAAGAUCCUGACCACGGCGCUGUUCUCCGUGCUCAUGCUGAACCGCAGCCUUUCGCGGCUGCAGUGGGCCUCCCUGCUGCUCCUCUUCACGGGCGUUGCCAUUGUCCAGGCACAGCAAGCUGGGGGUGGGGGCCCUCGGCCACUGGACCAGAACCCUGGGGCAGGCCUGGUGGCCGUCGUGGCCUCUUGUCUGUCCUCGGGCUUUGCGGGCGUCUACUUCGAGAAGAUCCUCAAGGGCAGCUCGGGCUCUGUGUGGCUGCGAAACUUGCAGCUGGGCCUCUUCGGCACGGCGCUAGGCCUGGUGGGGCUCUGGUGGGCCGAGGGCACUGCUGUGGCCCGCCGCGGCUUCUUCUUCGGCUACACGCCGGCCGUGUGGGGCGUGGUGCUCAACCAGGCCUUUGGCGGGCUGCUGGUGGCUGUUGUCGUCAAGUACGCCGACAACAUCCUCAAGGGCUUUGCCACCUCCCUAUCCAUCUUGCUGUCCACGGUCGCCUCCAUCCGCCUCUUCGGCUUCCACGUGGACCCGCUGUUCGCCCUGGGCGCCGGGCUGGUCAUCGGUGCUGUCUACCUCUACAGUUUGCCCCGAGGUGCAGCCAAAGCCACCGCCUCCGCCUCCGCCUCCGGGCCCUGCACGCACCAGCAGCCUCCGGGGCAGCCACCACCACCCAAGCUGUCUUCCCACCGCGGAGACCUCAGCACGGAGCCCUUUCUGCCGAAGUCAGUGCUGGUGAAGUGAGGGCUGGUGGCGGUGGGGGGUGACAGGGAGGGGGACUGGGUGGAGGGUGUUGGGCAUCUGCAGGGACCUGAGCUGCCACUGGGCCUGGCUCCUCUGGGACUGGAAGAGUUUUCUCCCAGGUCGUGGAGACUUCUGGAGGGGCAUGGGACGGGGUGGAGCAUCACAUGAACCCUUCCUCGCAGACUGGGCCCCCCUCCACUGGAGGGGGCUUUGAGAGCUGCCUCGUCUGCCCCAGCCAACCCCUUUCGGGGACUGGGUUGGCAGUGUUGUCAUUCAAGGCCUUUCUUUGCCUGCCUGCCCUCAGCUGGAGGUGUCCUGUCUUCCAUGCCUGGGAGAGCCCCUCCUAGCAGCCCCUCCACCUUUGUAAGGACAAAUCGGACAAAAAUGUUACAGCUCUUUUAGUGAUGGAUGCCUAUCUGUGGGGUUCAGCUUCCUGUAGCUUGAGGCCUUCUUGCCUCCCUCACAGCCGCAGUGGAUCAUGUUAGCAGUUCGGGUCUUUUUUGUACAUGGCCUUGGGGCAGCUUCCCUGACGGGAGACCCUUGAUAAUGGGCCUGUCGUGGGCACCCCGGAGAGAGGCAGGGGCCGGAGCUGACUCGUGUUGCAUCGGCCCAUUCCUGGGGAGGGUACAGUGCAGUGGGGGCCGUUUGUUUUUUUAGUGGUCUGGGAACUUGUGGUGUAAUCAGAUAAUUAAUAAUCCAGGGUGCGGGGAGGGGGAAAAGGUCCUUGGAGUGGCUGAAUCUCACUGAAAUCUAAGACCCUGUCAGAUGCCGGAUGCAGGGUUCUUUUCCGAGACAUCCCAAAAGGGAAGCUAAAGCUGCCGGCCACAGCUCUGGUAACGCACUGGCCCGUAUGAGGCGCCCUCGCUCUGGGACAGGGUGAGGGGUCUCCAAAUCCCUGAGAUGUGGAACCUGCCCCCUGCACUCCCUAAAGCUUAUUAACCCCUUAACGGUCUCCCAGGAUAUGCGUG
Lontra canadensis (Northern American river otter) is the source of this 2465-nucleotide messenger RNA. It is a transcript of the gene SLC35A2, whose product is annotated as solute carrier family 35 member A2. Gene Ontology annotation, cellular component: Golgi membrane. Gene Ontology annotation, biological process: pyrimidine nucleotide-sugar transmembrane transport. The record is from RefSeq and is a predicted model, not a curated record. Gene Ontology annotation, molecular function: UDP-galactose transmembrane transporter activity. The transcript is spliced from 3 exons. Bases 505 to 1497 code for a protein of 330 amino acids. NCBI's taxonomy places the organism in Eukaryota, Metazoa, Chordata, Mammalia, Carnivora, Mustelidae.